Capronia coronata CBS 617.96 is the source of this 3540-nucleotide messenger RNA. RefSeq lists its product as uncharacterized. The record is from RefSeq and is a predicted model, not a curated record. The coding region runs from base 1 to 3540 and encodes 1179 amino acids. The transcript has a single exon. NCBI's taxonomy places the organism in Eukaryota, Fungi, Ascomycota, Eurotiomycetes, Chaetothyriales, Herpotrichiellaceae.
AUGCAUGGGAUCAGACAGGCCUUUUCACCCCUGCUAUGUUGCAUUGGCUUUCGUUCUUCUGAUAGAGACCCUCCCUCAGAUCUCUCAAACCUGCAGAAUCCUGCAUCUGCUCUGUCGAUACCACUACCUGCCUCGACUGUCCCUCACGCCGUCGGCCAAUCUCCUUCCAAUGUUGCGGACACACAUGCCUUGCGCCAAAUCUUCCGUUCCUCCUCGUCUGUGCGUGGCUACCGCACAGCGUCCCAAUCCUCGGCCCUGCCUGCCAGAAGACAAGAGUCUCUUGAUGUUGACUUUCGAUUCGGGCAGCCAGGUAAAGAACGGAAACAGCCCGGCCGGCUGGAGCAAUUGGGCAGCCAUAUUAGGCAAAAGAUUUCGGAGUCGAGAUUGAGCAAGAGUAGCUCCAAGCAUCACACUUCAGAUGACGUCGCUCACGACUCAACUGGGAUGUCCCUGCAGCGGCUGGCAGUAGACAUCCCUGAGGCUGCUCUGAGCCAACGCUCCACCGGUCUGCUUGAGCUUCUAAUGUCCCGGGGAGGCAGCGAGGGAGGAUACGACAGUGAUGCCAAGAGUAUUCAGACGGCAAUGUUGAAUGAUACAGAGAGCACCACGAGACCGAGCCCUACCACGGCGGCAGAUGUGUUCAGGACGGUCGACGUCCAUUUGUCCGCUAAUGAAGACGUGCUGACAUCUCAGAGCACGGGCAAGAACCCCCCAGGCUUUCAGCAGGCUGACACUGGUGUCUCGAUGCCUUCGACACCGUCGAAGACAUCCUUCACCAAGCUCGUGUUGCUGGAGAAUAAAGGGUCACCUACAGAGGUCUUGCAGAGACUCAGCGACGGCCUAUCAAGUGGAACCAUCAAGCUGCCCGAUGCGGCUUGCUUAAUGAGGAUGACUCACUCACCGCCGCAAAACGAGAGAAAUAACUCACUCAACCCCCACGGACGAGAAAUUGACCUCGAGUUUGAAAAAGCAUUGCGAAGGCUUAGUGCUACUGUUGCUGCCGUUGAAACGGAGAGCCUUGCCUCUACUGCGGAGAACAACCGAGACAGUUUAUUCUCAAAUCUGAACCCAAAUCUCAUUGACUUCAUUUCAAAGUUUGCUGAGCAUAGCCCAAGAAGCGCUCCCACUGAAUCAUCUUACGAAGACAUCCCUGAUGGGGGUAAAAUACCGCCAACGGAGGAAAGCACUGAUGAAGACUCAUUCAAAACAUCGAUACCGGGAGGCUCGGAUGCCUUGAGUAGAGACAUGAAAUCAAUUGCGGACUCUGACCGAAGCUCUGUACAUCUCUACAACAUGAGGAUCUCCCAACAACUUGCAAGUCCUUCCAUCACUGCGACCGGAUCCAGACCAGAGACAAGUCGCACCAGUAUCGAUCAGGCCAAAAGUGAGCAUAUAGAUGGGUGGCCAGCUCUCGGGAGACUGUCCCUGACUGGGAGUCACCCCAGCUGGAUCGCAAUUGAGCACAACAGGCGACCAUCGGAUCCCCAGACACGGCGCCUCUUCGAGAACGCUAUGCCCUUGGGGAAGUCAAAAUCACAGUUGAAAAAUGUGGUCUCGACCGGAACUGCAGUCGACUCGAUGCCCGGCAGAGGAAAUGCAAAUGAUGAUCCCGCAUCAUCAUCACACUGGAAUGAAGGUGAUAUCGGCAUGGCUGGAAAUAGCAUGUUCAGAAAGCCCAGACGCAAUCCGAACAGUAUCGCAGUCGGUGGAAGAUCAGAGUCCAUCAGCUUACCCGUUGGGUCAUCGAGUGGUAGUAUAAGCCACGCAUCGAUUGCAGGGGAGAGCGCUUGGUUCGGCCGCAGGUCCUUGCAAACCCGACAGGAGGUCGAAGGAGUCGGUGAGGUCGACCCACAUAUUCAACGACAGCGAAGCGCGAGCAUGCCGACAGGAGACAAGAUUGGGUACUUGCAGGUAAACGCUUCCCAGCGGAGGCAUGACCAAGGUUCAACAGAAUAUUAUGAGACCAUGAGUGAGAUCAGUGCAGAGCAGAUACAAGACUCCAGAAGAGAACAACUUACAGAAGUCAGCACGCAAGCGGUCCACGAUGCUUUCAACGAAAGGAUGAGUGAUAUUGAGCCAGACACCAUAUCGGGUUCCAAGAGGUCCACUCAUUGUGAGAUCGAGCUUGAUCCAUCCUCUCGGUCAUCUGAAAGAUUGUCUUUUGCCAGCUCUGAUCUUUUCCCUGGCAAUGGACGUCGACGGAUGGAGUCUGACCAGGACGCAUAUCGCCUCCAUGAUUCUACAAGCAGAUGUCAAGAGACAACCACCGAUAUGUGGCGCCGAACCUUCAAGCGAGCGAUCGAAGAGCCUCAACAUGGACUGGCGGGUGGGUUUCUUACCGCCCCCAGAUUUGACCGUAAUGGAAGGCGAAAAAGUUCGGCCUCAAGUCAAAGCGCAGCCAAUUCCGACCGGGAAGUCGUCACUGGAGAGUCAAUCCAUGGCCCCGACAUGAGCGGAUUGCAGCCUGGCCUUCUCUACAAGACUCGAAACGAUCAGAAGCCUACUAUCCGGCGUAGCUCAGACACAUCGGAGCGAACUCCCAGACUUGGUGCACGACGAAGCGCCCCAAUAUUUAAAGCAGGGGAAGAAUUGCAGAGGAAAGCUCCAAAAAAAAAGAGUAUCUUGGAUUUGGGCAGGAGAUUCACCAUCGUUGGAGCCACUCCUGAUGAUAAACGUCAAGGGUCCAACACUCCCUUCAGGGAUCUCCUGGGUCUGUGGGCACGCUUUCCCAGUUACACGAGAGAAGCCAGGAGUGGUCCAGCAGGUGCCAGCGACGGGGUUGCUGUUCGAGACUUUGCUGUGGAAUGUACUGACGAGAAUGCAACAACCUACCCAACGCCUCAGGCAUCUUGGAAUCGAUCGACGUUGUCCAUGAGCUUACGCACGCCACCAUCAUGGAGACGACUGCCGUUCGGAAAGACAAAUAUUGACAAGCGUAAAAGCAGGAGCCUGGACAUUCUGCGCAAUAGUAUCAACGAACAGCGAUCGGCGGAUUUGCGGACCAAGAAGAACGGGAGGGGUUUGGUAGGGAAGUGGAAGAGGAUUUAUCGCAACAGCAGCUCUGACCUUAGAGCGUAUACGCAGACCUAUGGACAUAGAAGCAGUAUCAGUAUGAGUGCCAGUGUCGAAUAUCCGGAGCUGGAGAUCAUUGCAGGCCAUGACGGUAGUCACGACUCUCGACCAUUUCGCUGGGGUCCGGGGGCAAAUGGAUCCGUGGGUGGGCGGUCUCAGCAGCCUAGUGAGCCACCUGAGGAGCCCCUUGUUUCUGGCCGGUCAGAGGCACCACAGCUUGACAGUUUGCCCUGGACGGCCAUGUACAGGGAUUGUGUUGGCAGUCUAUCUGCACUGAAGAGUGAUGUGAAUCUGCAGCAAAUGACCGAAGGAGGUGAACCUCGGCGAUCGAAGGACAGACAAGGCAGUGGGGAAAUGAAGUUUGACAAUCAACGCGAAACUGCGGCCGACGAUGAAGUCCAGCCUGGAGAAGAGGAAACUGCAAAAGGGCUAAUCGAAAAGAUCGAAGACACUGGCAAGAAUGGGUGA